GAGAGCGCUUGUUUUGCCUGGUGUAUCCGAGGGGGGGCGGACAGCUGAGCACAGUGAGCUUGUCCUUGAGACAUGACUGCCCGAGGGUUUCCCAUCUAUAUUCCCGGGACAGUCCGAGUCUUUAGCGCGACCGUCUGACAAGAUGCUGGGUGUUUUUGUCAGAGCCGCGCUGCGGCCAGGUAUGGUGAAGCCAUGUCGCCUAGUCAGACCAGUAACGCAGAUCCUAGCAAGGCCCCUGACGCACCAAGAGGGUUUGCCUAAACUACCUGUGCCACCCUUGAAGCAAACGUGUGAGCGCUACCUCGCAGCUCUGGAGCCCAUCGUCAGUGAGGAGGAGAUGGAACACACCAGGCAGGUGGUACAAGAGUUCCUCAAGGGUGGUGUAGGAGAAAGGCUUCAAAAGGGACUGGAACGACGGGCACGCAAGACGGAUAACUGGUUGUCAGAAUGGUGGAUGCAGAUGGCCUACCUGGAUUGCCGUAUGCCGGUGGCAGUUUAUACCAGCCCUGGAGUGGUCCUGCCCCAAAUGCAUUUUCAAGAUCGUCAAGGACAAAUGAGGUUUGCUGCCAAACUAAUUUCAGGAGUUUUGGACUUUAAAAAAAUGAUUGACACUCAGACUCUGCCUGUAGAGUAUUUGAGUGGGAAGCCGCUGUGUAUGGACCAGUAUUACCAGAUCCUGUCCUCCUGUCGUAUUCCUGGACCAAAGAGAGAUACUGUUGUAAAUCACGCCAGAGGAAAAACACCUCCGACUCACAUCACCGUGGUCCACAACUUCCAGUUUUUUGUCCUAGAUGUGUACAACAGCGAUGGCACACCACUAACAGUGGAUCAGAUUUACAUGCAGUUGGAGAAGAUCUGGAACUCCUCUUUGCAGACUAACAAAGAACCGGUUGGCAUCCUUACAUCGCAGCACCGCAACACCUGGGGAAAAGCCUAUAAUAACCUGAUUAAGGACAGGACGAAUAAGGAGUCGGUCCGUGCCAUCCAGAAAAGUAUUUUUACAGUUUGUUUGGAUGCUCCAAUGCUGCGGGUGUCUGAUGAGCUAUAUCUGAGCCGUGUGGCUGCCCAGAUGCUGCAUGGAGGAGGAGCUCGCUGGAACAGCGGCAACCGCUGGUUUGAUAAGACAUUACAGUUCAUUGUUGGUGAAGACGGUACAUGUGGACUGGUGUAUGAGCAUGCACCUGCUGAGGGUCCACCCAUUGUGUUUCUCAUCGAUUACGUUGUUAAAUACAUGCAGAGGACUGAAUUCAUUCGCUCUCCCAUGGUUCCCCUGGCCAUGCCCCAGAAGCUGCGUUUCAACAUUACACCGGAGGUCAAGAGAGAUAUUGAGAAGGCCAAACAAAAUAUGAACAUAAUGGUGCAGGACUUGGAUGUGAAAGUGCUUGUGUUUUCUCACUUUGGAAAAAAUGUGCCAAAGCAACAUAAGCUCAGUCCAGAUGCCUUUGUGCAAAUGGCUCUCCAGCUUGCGUACUUCAGGAUCUAUAAUAUUUGCUGCUCUACUUAUGAGAGUGCUUCCUUAAGAAUGUUCAAAUAUGGGCGAACAGAUGCGAUCCGCUCAACUACUGUAGACUCCUUUAAAUUUGUCCAGGCAAUGCAAGACCCAGCUAAACAGAGCUCGGAGACGCUGGCACUGCUGCAGAAGGCCGUUGAGACGCAUAAAGAAAACACGUACAAUGCAAUUCAUGGGCAGGCCAUUGACAGACACCUCCUCGGUCUCAAGAGGCAGAGUAUAGAAGACCUGACCUCUAUACCUGAGAUAUUUAUGGACACCUCUUAUGCUGUGGCUAAUCAUUAUAAUCUCUCCACCAGCCAGGUUGGCUCCAAGACAGACUGCGUGAUGUGCUUUGGUCCAAUGGUGCCAGAUGGCUAUGGAGUGUGUUACAAUCCCAUGGAUGAGCACAUCAACAUCGCCAUCACAGCCUUUAACAGCUGCGAGGAGACAAAUGCUGCCAACUUUGCCGAGGCUGUAGAGGAAGCACUGUUGGACAUGAGAGCUCUCUUGGAAGACACAGCUACAGCCAAGCAGUGAUCCCAUACAGGAACCUGGCAUGGUGUUUUUGUGCCCCGCUGGGGUGGUAUGGAGAGCUGGAACUGAACUUGGAACAAUGCCACACUGACACAGACAUGCAGUGUACUGAGUGUGUUGGAGCUAAAGGGGAAAACCUGUUUUCAAAGGGAUUGUGGGAAGUGUAAUGUGUGACUGUCAAUGUACUGCCUUCAAGAUAUAUAUAUAGAUGUGUGUGUGUGUGUGUGUGAACUUUACAUGAGCAUCGUUUGCUAGUUGUAAUGGUAUAAAUAUGUUAUGCUUUUUUAUACUUAUACAGCAGUUCGGUGUGCUAUCUUCCACAUGACUGUCCUUGCUUAAUUUAAAAGAUUUUGCGUGCUUUGGUUUGUUUGUUUAUUUCAGGUCAAAAUAAUUUGCAUAUAGUUACAACAGUCAAAAACCAAUAUUAUUUAAAGAUCCUUUUUCAUUUGACCCUCAUUUGAAGGUAUAAUAUGCAGUUACGAAUCACAAGAACUGUGUGGUGGCGAGUAAAUGUGCAGGGACGCAGCCUUCUACCUGUAAUUUCUUACUUCAGGGGUGUAACCGUUGCACAGAGGGUGCGCGGUCUCUGACCAUCAGCUCCGAAUCUGAGGGUAGGCCUCUAUAAAAACGCAGAACAAGG
Messenger RNA from Archocentrus centrarchus (flier cichlid), 2666 nucleotides. RefSeq names its product carnitine O-acetyltransferase. NCBI's taxonomy places the organism in Eukaryota, Metazoa, Chordata, Actinopteri, Cichliformes, Cichlidae. Gene Ontology annotation, cellular component: peroxisome. Bases 143 to 2029 code for a protein of 628 amino acids. Gene Ontology annotation, biological process: carnitine metabolic process, CoA-linked. The transcript is spliced from 14 exons. Gene Ontology annotation, molecular function: carnitine O-acetyltransferase activity. The record is from RefSeq and is a predicted model, not a curated record.